Messenger RNA from Impatiens glandulifera, 2796 nucleotides. RefSeq names its product serine/threonine-protein kinase MPS1-like. The transcript is spliced from 6 exons. Gene Ontology annotation, molecular function: protein serine/threonine kinase activity; ATP binding; protein serine/threonine/tyrosine kinase activity. Gene Ontology annotation, cellular component: kinetochore; nucleus; spindle. The coding region runs from base 170 to 2623 and encodes 817 amino acids. Gene Ontology annotation, biological process: mitotic spindle assembly checkpoint signaling; chromosome segregation; meiotic spindle assembly checkpoint signaling. NCBI's taxonomy places the organism in Eukaryota, Viridiplantae, Streptophyta, Magnoliopsida, Ericales, Balsaminaceae. The record is from RefSeq and is a predicted model, not a curated record.
UCACUGUUCUUCGUCGGUAUUCUUUCUUGAUUAGUGAUUGAUUAUUAUCCAUGGAUUAUCAUCAGAAGGAGGUAAAGAUUUUGUCAAUCUGAACCAAUCAUCACUUCAAUUGCAAUUGAUUUCUCUACAAGUCCUGAUCCUGAAUCAGAAAUGCCUCUGAGAUCCAUCUAUGGAGAGGGAGGCUAACCUUCCUGGAUCUUCACCGAGUAAGAGAAGUCUGGUCAACCAGCAUGAAUCACAUCUUCACCAUUGUUCAUCCUCAAACACUUCGUCUUCUUCCUCGUCCUUCCCUUCUUCUUCACCGGGUUUACUUCGGCAGGUACAAGCCGCUUUCAAACGUCAUGGACCUCGAGGGACAGUGCCAUUGACAAAUAUGAGGCCAAGGCGUGCAGUGGUUUCACAUAGAGAAGUAUCAGAAGGUUCUGUGUCACAUGCUGAUGUUGGUGUGGAAUCCAAGAAAAUUAAGAAUGAUGAACAGAUAUCAAGAAGAGUCUCUGUCAAUGAAAAUCAAGUAGUUGCAUCGGGUAGACCACCUUCCACUGCCAGCACAAUCACAAAUACAUAUGAUAAUGGUUUCAGUGCUUAUGAUGUUAAGGAUGACCUCCAUAGAUCAUUAGAUGGGUAUAAGAAAGUUGAUGCAGGUUCGUCAGUAGUUGUAGAAUCACAAGAUCGCCCACUGGUUGAUUGUGUGAGAAAGGUGCAGUUUUCUUUGGGAAACACUUCCAGACCUCAGGAAACUGAAUAUGUUUUGAGUAAUCAACCAGAACCUGUGACUGCUAUCAACCAUGACCUGAAGCACCAGAAUCUCACGAACCAGUACACUGAUAAUAGCUUGAAGUCUGAUAUGGUGAAUUCUUCGUUGCUUGCAAAACGAACAACAGAGCUUCAGGACCAGCUGUACAAGUUCAGAAAUUUAGUACCUGUUGACCUGAGCUACCCCAUGACACAGGCAUCAGUUAUUGGGUCAUCUACAACAUUAACAAAUUCAACUUCUGCUCCCUUGUUUAAUUACACAACCAACUAUCCCUGUCCUCAGAUGAUUAGUGGGCCUAAUGUUGCUAUAGAAUCUAAUAAAGAGUGUUUAGUGACUUCUGAACCCGUGUGCCAUGGGAAGAUAGUGCAUCCUUCUUAUUCAUUUAACUGCAACAGCAUGAUGUCUGUAGACCACAUUACGAAUGAAACCCCACAUGCCAGCUCCAGAGCUGGUCAAAUUGAACCUAAAGAAUAUGAUGAGAUAGGUAACCAGCGAAAAAACAAUAUGUUGAAGGAAAGUGACAUUUCCAAAAAUCCUUCCCUUCUUGAUGGUAAAGUGAACCAAGCACAAGAACUUUCUGCGGGCAUGCAGUCUCAGCAUGCAUUGCCCAAGAACUCAACUCCUGAUUCAUUGAUUGAAUCUUCUAAAUCUGAGAAACAAGAUAAGGCUCCAAGUGGUAAAUCAACAGCUAGACAUCGUAAAAAAGGUUAUGACUCUGAUUUGUUUUUUAAUGUUAACGGAAAGCUUUACCAACGGCUUGGCAAGAUAGGUAGUGGGGGAAGCAGUGAAGUCCACAAAGUUAUUUCGUCUGAUUGCACAAUCUUUGCCCUAAAGGUGAUCAAGCUUAAAGGCCGUGACUACUCUACUGCAUACGGAUUUUGCCAAGAGAUUGAAUAUCUAAACAAAUUGAAGGGAAAGAAUAAUAUCAUACAACUCAUUGAUUACGAGGUGACAGAUAAAACUUUGUUCCAAGAAGUUGUGAGUGGUUCAAUGAACAACAAGGAUGGAAGAAUCAAAGAUGACAGAUACAUAUAUAUGGUGCUUGAACAUGGAGAAAUUGAUCUUGCCCAUAUGCUAUCCCAGAAGUGGAGGGAAAUUGAAGGCACCAGUUUAACAAUUGAUGAGAAUUGGCUUCGAUUCUACUGGCAGCAAAUACUUCAAGCUGUCAACACAAUACAUGAAGAACGUAUUGUACACUCAGAUUUGAAGCCAGCAAAUUUUCUUCUUGUUAAAGGUUCGCUGAAGCUAAUCGACUUUGGUAUAGCUAAAGCUAUUAUGAGCGAUACAACAAACAUUCAACGGGAUUCACAGGUUGGUACAUUAAGUUACAUGUCUCCAGAAGCAUUCAUGUGCAAUGAAACAGAUUCAAAAGGAAACGUAAUAAAGUGUGGUCGUUCAUCCGACAUCUGGUCCCUCGGUUGCAUCCUAUACCAAAUGGUGUAUGGAAGAACCCCAUUUGCAGAAUACAAGACAUUUUGGGCUAAGUUCAAAGUAAUAACAAAUCCAAACCACGAAAUAAUUUACGAGCCCAUCUCAAAUCCAUGGCUUCUCGACAUAAUGAAGAAGUGUCUUGCAUGGGAUCGAGACGAGAGGUGGAGAAUUCCCGAGCUUCUUCAACAUCCAUUUCUAGUCCCUCAAACCUUACACCAACUUCCUGCAUCCUCAGUUAAAGAUUUGAUUAGAGUUUUACCGGAGUCGUGUAGAAAUAAUCCGAGGGUGGUGGCUCUUUGUUAUGAACUUAGACAGUUAUUGGAACCGGAGUUGAAAUUGAAAGAUGAUUAUUGUUCCAUGUUUGGUCAAAUGUCUAAUGUUUGCAAUCAACUACAAGAGGAACUGUCGGGUGGGUUAGGAGAUGAGUCGAGUUCUUAGUUUUAUUAACCAAUUCAUGUUGGUUGUUGUCAUUUGUGUGUAUUAUUAUGAAUCAAUUUGAAUAUUUACUUCUUUUUUUGGUUUAUGUAGUAGUGUGAAGGCAUUUUGUGCAGUUGUAAGAUCCUUUGAAACUUUUUUUUUUUGCUUUUGUUUAAAUCAUCGUUACUCUGUGU